Messenger RNA from Quercus robur (English oak), 577 nucleotides. RefSeq lists its product as uncharacterized. The record is from RefSeq and is a predicted model, not a curated record. The coding region runs from base 179 to 370 and encodes 63 amino acids. The transcript has 2 exons. NCBI's taxonomy places the organism in Eukaryota, Viridiplantae, Streptophyta, Magnoliopsida, Fagales, Fagaceae.
CAAGCCCAAUAAAAAGGACAAAUGGCCCAAAAAUAUUCCUUGAAAACCCAACCGUGGCUACUCAAAACAGAAUUCCCAAAAACACUCCAACAGAAGUAGAGAGAGAGCUGAGAAGAAGUUGCCUUCGAAUCAUCAUCGGAAUCAAAGAUCACAAAGUGCUUUAUAUUUUUCCUUGCAAAUGGCUGGAUUUAGUAGCCUUGCACCUAAGAUGAAGAAUCUAGUUGUCGCCGGAAGCUUGACAGGAUUUGUCUUUAGUGUGUACUUCUACACCAUGAGAGCUGUUGCCAGUGGUGAUGAACUGCAGGUGGCUAUUGAUAAGUUUGAAGAGCAGAAAAGCAAGGAUGUGUCAACCGUGCCAUCAAAGGUUUAACUUAGUACCCAGUUUAGUAAUAAUGUAAUCAGGGGACACAGCUGAAUUUUAAUUCUGUGAUAGUGAGAGAGAUCAUCUGAGUUUAUUGUUUUAUCUUCAGACAUGGCACUAAAGGUUUAAUAAUAAAACCAGCUUUGUAAUAAUGUAAGCACGUACAAAGUUAAAUGUUUUUUGUGAAAGUGAGCAUGCUAUAGUUUUGUUCUUCAA